AUGGGGGAAGGCGUCUUGCUCACCAACGGGGACCGCUGGAAGUAUCAUCGAAGAGUGCUCACGAAUCUCUUCAGUGCUCGAGCUUUACGAGAGCACAUGGCUCCGGUUAUCCAAAGGAAUGUCCAAGUACUGACGGAGGCGCUGUACCGUGUUUCCGAUGCCAACGAACUUGUCGACUUCUACAAGCUGAUGCACAAGUUUACGUUCGAGACAUUCACAGAGAUCGGCUUUGGACGAAAGCUAGGGAGCCUGGCAUCUCCAGACACCCACCCUUUUGAAGUCGCAUUUGAUGAAGCACACCGUAUUAGUGGCCACCGUUUCACAGCUCCUGUGUGGCUUUGGAAACUCAAACGAGUUUUAAAUGUUGGCACCGAGCGUCGUCUCCGAGACGCCAUGGCAGUCAUCGAUAAGUUUUUGAUGGGAACGAUCGUCGGAGCGAUGGAGCGGCAUCAACACGGUGAUCGGUCGGCUAAACGAGAUAUCGUGUCCAUUAUACUCGACACGAUGGAGACAAGUGGACAGAGAAUCACACCGGGUGACAUUCGGGACAUUGUGUUUGCAGGCAUGAUCGCUGGUCGAGACACAACUGCCGAUGCCUUGAGCUGGUUGAUGCAUACUCUCCACAAUAACCCACGUGUGGCUAGGAAGCUGCGCAAGGAAAUUCUCGCAGCCUUGCCACAGUUUGCAGAGUCUGAAAGCUAUGUGCCAUCGAUUUUUCACUUCACUUCAGUUAAGCUAAUGGAGGUUUCGGGCAAGCCGCUUAUGCUCAAGGAUGUGAGCAGUAUGAUCGCCGGAAUGCGCCGGAAUUCUUAUACGUCGCCUGAAGAUAAUGUGCGCGUGACGGAAGUACUGCAAGAUUUCAGUGAGGAGCCUGGGAUCGUUGUCAACGUGUUCCGUGAUGCCGAUACCAAGUUGACAAGCUGCAUCACAUUUCAAACGGCCCACAUGAGACGAAUGGCGCGACAAUUUCCUGAUGUGAUGUGUGUUGAUGCAACCCACGGCACUAACAUCAGCAGUGGUGCUUUUGCUCAGUAUGCACUCAUCGAUGGGGAGCCACAAGAAAACAUGAAGAGCUCCAUCACCGCAUUAAAGCGUAACAACGGAAAGUGA
Messenger RNA from Phytophthora infestans T30-4, 1110 nucleotides. RefSeq lists its product as uncharacterized. The record is from RefSeq and is a predicted model, not a curated record. Bases 1 to 1110 code for a protein of 369 amino acids. Gene Ontology annotation, molecular function: iron ion binding; oxidoreductase activity, acting on paired donors, with incorporation or reduction of molecular oxygen; heme binding. The transcript is spliced from 3 exons. Lineage: Eukaryota; Oomycota; Peronosporomycetes; Peronosporales; Peronosporaceae.